AUGUCUGCACCUUUUUCCGUCGGCGUCGUCUUCCGCUGGCUGUGCGGCGAGCCGUCGAUGAACGUGCCGGUGACCAUCAGGCUGCCGCUGUACGACGAGGAGCUGGGCCAGCAGUUUCCGUUCCGGCUCACCUGCAUGCUCCUCGUCCUGCUCACGCAGCUGCUGGGCUCCUACUGCGCCUCUCUGGCCUUCCAGGGAGGCUGGCUGCCGCAGUGCUUCGACGUCUUCAACUGCUUUUCCUCCGUGCAGCACGCCGAGCACAAGCACGCGGCCAAGCUGAGCGAAUCGAGCACCACCAAGGCUUCGGAUGUUGUGGCUCCGACGCUCAACAAGGACGAUGACGCUCGCAGACUCGGGAGACCCGGCGGCGUAGACGCUUCUAAGAGCCGGAGUGCCGCCGACGCUUCGUCCAAGGUCAAGAGAACCAGCUCUAUCGACGUUUCUUUGAGGGCCAGGAGAUCUUCUUCGAGACUCAGCAGGAAAGCCAGCGCCGCGUCCGAGAGAACCGCCGCGUCGACGAACCCCGCGACCAAGCCUGACGGCGGCGUCGCGCAUCGCGGCUCCGAUGCGAAGACGCAGCCGAGAAAGGACAGCGUCAAGUUCAUGACCAUGUCGGACAUUUGGGCCGACUCCAAGACGGCGGAGAGCAAGCGGGAGGGCAAUAAAGCGAGCGAGUCGUCCAAGACGCCCUCCAAAAAACUUCGCCGUUCCAGUAGCCGAAGCAACAUCAAGGUGAAGUCGGAGGAGGGCGCCGUGUCCAAGAGCGACGGCCGGCCUCCCGAAGAAGGGGAAGCGCGACGUUCACAAGCACCGCAGCCCGGACCAACAAUUCUUGCUGCGGGGCGUCUCUUCGAUUUUUUCUUUGUUUACGUGUCUUAGUGAAUAUUUU
This is a messenger RNA of Dermacentor silvarum, 889 nucleotides long. Its product is annotated as high-affinity choline transporter 1-like. NCBI's taxonomy places the organism in Eukaryota, Metazoa, Arthropoda, Arachnida, Ixodida, Ixodidae. The transcript has 2 exons. Gene Ontology annotation, molecular function: choline:sodium symporter activity. Gene Ontology annotation, cellular component: plasma membrane. The record is from RefSeq and is a predicted model, not a curated record. Gene Ontology annotation, biological process: acetylcholine biosynthetic process; choline transport. Bases 1 to 879 code for a protein of 292 amino acids.